Molecule: messenger RNA, 1726 nt
Organism: Cloeon dipterum
Lineage: Eukaryota; Metazoa; Arthropoda; Insecta; Ephemeroptera; Baetidae
Exons: 7
Coding region: 159-1610 (483 amino acids)
Source: RefSeq, a predicted model, not a curated record
AUUACAUACACAAUCACAAUACUUCAUACUUCUUCUUGACUUGAGGUGCUCUGACUGAAGAAGUAAGUCAUCCUAUGAUCCUACAUCUGAGUGUGUUUCUGCAUCUUUCCAGUCCAGUUCGGGAUUUUCUUUAGUGAGUUGACACGUUUGACUGUAGAAUGGACGCAGCUGCUGAACUUGUGCUUUGCAGACAAGUAUCUUUUGAGGCGCAUAAAGAGGUGUCACCAAUAUCAUUGGUGGAUGAACCUUGUCCAUUUGGCUGCAUAAGCAAUGACGGUUCACCUGGAAACUUGGUGAUCAGAUACCACACAUAUGAAUGGGCUCAUGUCCGGUGCAGCAACCUAAAUUGCAUAUACCGUCCUUUUUCUGUGAAGAAUCCACUGGAUUUGAGCGCGUUUUUCAAUCAACCUGAUCCUGAAAAUGCGCUGGAAACGGAGGAACACAAAGAAAGGAUUCAAUUAUUCUUGAAGUGGAUGGAUGAGGAACGCUCUUUGGUCAACCCUGAAGACUUUGCUGAAGCAGUUGCUGCAGACUCUCUGAAUGAAUCUAACGAAGUAGAGUUGUCCAACCAGGAGCUGCUAAAAGCUGUUCUUGCUCAUACCAAAAAUUCUUACCUGAAUAUUAGCGAGCAGGAACAAGCCUUGUCUCAGCAGAGAUACUUUCUUCAGCAGUCUUGCAAGUACAAAGUAGAUGAAGAGUCAAGUAGUGGUUCUGAUUAUUCGUUUGAGGAAACCCCCAAGAAAAGAGGUAGGAAGAAGAAGAAGAAUGAGUUUGUCAAACCAGCUCCAACAGCAACUCCCUCUGGAAAGAAAAGAGGUCGGCCAAAGGGAUACUCUCCCAAGAAAGCCAGACUGCAAGCCGAACUCAAGGCAAAGCUCUUUGGUGAAAGUCCAGUUGCAGCUGCCUUAACAGAGCCCAGGCCGGAGAUAGUUGAUGAAAGCCCAGCUGCAGUUGCUUACGAAGUCAUUGACUUGGACGACAAAGCAGCUGUGAGCAACGGUGUCAACUAUUAUUCAGCCAAGCCUCAUUUGAGAAACCCUAACAAGUUUUCCCUCAAGACUGCUGCUAGGAAUUUAUUUGGAUCUAGCAGCUCCAAAAAGUACAACCAAGCUCGGUUACAUUUCAUCAAAGCUCUCAUCUUGGCUGGCCAAAUUCCAGAACGGAAACCAAUUGUUAAACAGGGAAAGAGUGAAACUUUAAACUCUCCACAUGUUGCCAAGGUUCCUCGAAAGGCUGGAAUCCAAGGGAAAAGCAAAGCUCACAAGAAAGGUUCCAUUAAGAAGAUCAAAACCAUCAAAACUCUGAAAAUUUGCUCAAAGGAGGAGGGUCAAAUGAAUGGCAAGAAGAAGCAGUCUGCUUUAGAGACCAAGGAGGAGAAGAAAACAGCGUCCAAGAACAAGAAGACAAAACAGAAACCCAAGAACAAAGAUGUUGGUUGUAGCCAGCCUAGCUUAGUUGAAGAGGUCAAUAAGCAGCACCCACUCUUGAAGAGGAUUGCUGAGGACAAUUCCAUGUACCCCAAUCAGAUACUGGAGCCAAAUCUUGAGAGUGACAUCCCUUCAGGCCGCGUUCUGAGACCCAGGAGUAGGCAGCUGCCAGCAGAUGGGUAAAAGGUGAACAGUUCAGAUCUUCCUGGAUUAUAAAAUCUAAAUAGAUAAUUUUGUCUACAAUAAAAGUUUAAUAACUUAAGGAUCAUAUAAUCUUGGUUGAUUAUCAUACAGCAUCA